Messenger RNA from Cryphonectria parasitica EP155, 690 nucleotides. RefSeq lists its product as uncharacterized. Gene Ontology annotation, molecular function: fatty acyl-CoA hydrolase activity. The transcript has 4 exons. The coding region runs from base 1 to 690 and encodes 229 amino acids. NCBI's taxonomy places the organism in Eukaryota, Fungi, Ascomycota, Sordariomycetes, Diaporthales, Cryphonectriaceae. The record is from RefSeq and is a predicted model, not a curated record.
AUGCCCAGGCCAGGAGAUGCUCCGACCCUGUCGAGGGAGGAGAAUAGGCGCAAGGCAAUGGCGGGCGUGCAAGCCAUCUUUGAUCGUUACCACCUCGUCCAGGCCAUAAAAGGUCCAGCCUUCGACAACGCAACCAUGCGAAACGCCACCAUCUUAGAUGCCUCCAUCGGCCCGCCGUACGACGUGCCACCACCUCCACUGCCGUCUCCCGGCGUGAGCGGCACAGACGGGGCGCUGCUCCCCCCGUUGCCGAACACGGGAAUCGUGUCCUCGUGCACGAGCAGGAUCUUCAUUGGGCCGGAAUUCAGCAACUACAACGGCGUCAUGCACGGCGGCGCGGCGGGCGUCAUCUUUGAUAUGCUGACGACCAUUGCGCUGGGGCCGGUGGCUAGGCCUGGCUUCUGGGCGUUUCUAGGAGGCGUCACGAGGACGCUGAAUCUGAGCUACCUAAAAGCCAUACCCAUAAAUACGUCGGUGGUAGUACACGCUUAUGCGUACCAGGUGGGCCGGCAGACGGCCUACAUCAAGGGUUGGAUGACCAGUGAGGACGGGAAGACGACAUAUGCCGUGUGCGACCACCACAAGAUCCACGUGCCGCCGAUCAAAGACCAUAUGAAGCUAAAGGUGCCGUGGGAUGAUCUGUGGGAUGAGGAUGGAAAGGAGAAGAAGACCCUCAAGGCAAAGAUAUAG